AUGAUCGACAAGGAGAAACGCGAGAUUCUUCCUACUUCGGUAACGAAAUCUUACGUGGUGCGACGGCUACCCACUCUAAUUUCGCUUGCAUUUGUGGGAUUUGGCUGGGCAUUGAAUGAGGUGGCUUUGGCAUGGAUCCACGAACGGGUACCCCGAGACACACCACCACUGCCGGAUUUGUGGUUUUCAUGGUUCCCAGAGGUGCGAGGAGCUAUUCGGAUUACUGAAUACAUCAUGCUGAUUCUUGUCGUAAAUGCUAUUGUGGUUAUGGUGACUCAUCAGCACAGAUGGAUUGUGUCGCGACGAGUCUUUUUCUGUGCUGCUUUGUCUUACUGCUUCAGAGCACUCUGCAUCACAAUUUUCCAGGUGUCAUUUUCUGUCCGAUUCUAUCACCCGUGA
Messenger RNA from Strongylus vulgaris, 399 nucleotides. The record is from the annotation of a GenBank genome assembly. NCBI's taxonomy places the organism in Eukaryota, Metazoa, Nematoda, Chromadorea, Rhabditida, Strongylidae.